Molecule: messenger RNA, 3647 nt
Organism: Leopardus geoffroyi (Geoffroy's cat)
Lineage: Eukaryota; Metazoa; Chordata; Mammalia; Carnivora; Felidae
Gene: TNFRSF11A
Product: TNF receptor superfamily member 11a
Exons: 11
Coding region: 187-2091 (634 amino acids)
Biological process (GO): mammary gland alveolus development; response to interleukin-1; ossification
Cellular component (GO): external side of plasma membrane
Molecular function (GO): cytokine binding; tumor necrosis factor receptor activity
Source: RefSeq, a predicted model, not a curated record
UCGGGCACCACCUGGCGGGCGCCGCCGGCCCGGCCGGAGGGGGCGCAGCGCGGGCGGGCGGGGACAGGUGGCGGGGCGGGGCGGGGCGGGGCGCGGCGCCGGGGCGGGCCGGCCCGAGGUCCCAGACAGCCGCGCAGCCCGGGCCGCAGAGGCCGCAGAGCGCGGCGCCCGCCCGCCCACCGCGCCAUGGCCCCGCGCGCCCGGCGGCGCCGCCCGCUGCCCGCGCUGCUCACGAUCUGCGCGCUGCUCGGCCGUCUGCAGGUGACUUUUCAGAUCACCCCUCCAUGUACCCAUGAGAGGCAUUAUGAGCGUUUUGGACGAUGCUGUCAUAAAUGUGAACCAGGAAAGUACAUGUCUUCUAAAUGCACUACUACCUCGGAGAGUGUAUGCCUGCCGUGUGGCCCGGACGAGUACUUAGACACCUGGAAUGAAGAAGAUAAAUGCUUACUGCAUAAAGUCUGCGACUCAGGCAAGGCCCUGGUGGCCGUGGAGCCCGGCAACCGGACGGCCCCGCGGCGCUGCGCCUGCACGGCCGGCUACCACUGGAGCGCGGACUGUGACUGCUGUCGCCGCAACGCCGAGUGCGCCCCGGGCUUUGGCGCGCAGCACCCGGUGCAGCUCAACAAGGACACAGUGUGCGAGCCCUGCCUUGUGGGCUCCUUCUCAGAUGCCUUCUCUUCCACAGAAAAAUGCAAACCUUGGACCAACUGUAGCGUUCUCGGAGAGACGGAAGUACGUCAUGGGACCGAUAAAUCAGAUGUGGUUUGCAGUUCUUCUCUGCCGUCUACAAAGCCACCAAAUGAAUCCAAGAUAUACUUGCCCGGUUUAAUUAUUCUGCUUCUCUUCAUAUCUGUGGCAUUAGUUGCUGCUGUCAUCUUUGGUGUUUACUAUAGGAAAAAAGGGAAAGCAGUAACAGCUAAUUUGUGGCACUGGGUCAAUGAGGCUUGCGGCCGCCUAAGUGGAAAUAAGGAGUCCUCAGGCAACAAUUUUAGCAGCACUCAUAUGGAAGCCUCUAGUCAGCGUGAAAUUUGUGAAGGUGUCUUACUGCUGGCUCUGGAAGAGAAGAUGUUUCCCGAAGAUAUGUGCUGUCCAGACGGUGUUGGCCUCUGUGGCGGUGUGUGCACAGGGGGUGGUCCCUGUGCACAGGGAGAAGAUGCUGGAGUGCUCACCUUGGUCAGCGAGAUGGAGGGGGACCCCUUCAGGCAGAUGCCCACGGAAGACGAAUAUGUAGACAGGCCCUCCCAGACCCCAGACUCUUCACUGUCCCUCCCUCGGCCUGGCAGCAAAUCCACACCCCCUUUCCCUGAGCCCCUGGAGGUGGGGGAGAAUGACAGUUUAAGCCAGUGCUUCACUGGGACAGAGGGCUUGGUGGAUUCUGAAAGCUGCAAUUUCACGGAGCCCCCGUGCAGGACCGACUGGAUUCCCAUAGCCCCCGAAAAGUACUUGCAAAAAGAAGUGGAGGGUGGCAAUUGGCCCCACUGGGCAGCCAGCCCCAGCUCUGCAGAGGGCUGCGCAGGCUGCAGAAACCCUCCCGGGGAGGACCGGGAACCCCUCACGCCUACCGCGAAAAGUGGACCUUUGCCCCAGUGCGCCUAUGGCAUGGGCCCCCUGCCUGAAGAAGCAGCCGAGGGGACAGGCCAGCCCAUGGACGGGGCCGACGUAAGGCUUCCCGGCUCGAUGAGGGGAGGCCCGGGGUCUGGAAGCCCCUCCAGUGACCAGCCACCUGCAUCUGGAAAUGUGACUGGAAACAGUAACUCCACGUUUAUUUCCAGCGGGCAGGUGAUGAACUUCAAGGGCGACAUCAUCGUGGUCUACGUCAGCCAGAACUCCCAGGAGGGCCCGGCGGGGCCCGGCGGCGGCGGCGGCGGCGGCGCGGGGGAGCCGGUGGGCCGCCCGGUGCAGGAGGAGAGCCCGCCGCGCUGCGACUCGUUCGCGGGCCUCGGGCCGCGCUUCCCCGACCCAUGCGCUGACCUGGAGGCGCGCCCGGGCGGGGGGCUGCAGGAGUGCGGCUCCCCCGGGCCCGACAAGGCCUCGCGGCCGGUGCAGGAGCAGGGGGAGGCCGACAAGGGUGCGGCAAGGGCGCGGCGCUGAGCGGCGGGUGACUCGCGGCGGACCUCGGGGCCACCCAGCCCGGGCUCGGCGGGCACCACAGGGGCCGCGCGUUCCUACUUGGAGGCGGGGGGCCGCACGCACCUGCGCCUGGGCGGGACCGGGGCCAGGGGCGGGCCGGGAGGAGGCUCGCGCGCCUGUGCCCGGGCGGGGCCUGGGGACGGAGCGCACCUGCUCCCGGGCGGGGCCUGGGGGCCGCGCGCACCUGCUCCUGGGCGGGGUCUGGGGAACCGCGCGCACCUGCUCCUGGGCGGGGCCUGGGGACGGCGCGCACCUGCUCCUGGGCGGGUCAGGGCGGCAGCCCGGAUCUGCGCCCAGACGCCCCUCUCUUCGGUACAUCGUCAACUUACCUGACAUUCUCCACCUAUCUUGCUCUUUAUAGAAUCGGGCACUUUUGAAAAACCUGCAUUUGUGGUCACCAUUCACUGUUACCCACAGUCACGUAUCAACUGAUGACACGGGUAGGCGUCGCUCCACUUUUUACCUCCUUUUAGGGUUUUCCUCCAUCCCCUCCCAUGCCCCAUUAUCAUUUCAUCGGUAGUUUGUCUCUUUAUGGCAUCUGUUUUAGUGAUUGUUCUGUUCUUUUUGGGUCUCCCCCCCCCAUAUUUGUAUUUCACUUCCAUAACAUUUUUCUUGAUACAACCCCCCCCUUUUGUUUUUACUCUGUAACGAUUUUCUUGCAAAUUAUCCUUAGGGUGCUGGUCUUCUUUACAUAUAUUUGCACCCCUUCUUGCAAGUAGGCUCCCUGUGUUUUGGUGACGGCUUUUUUGGGGGGUAGGGAGGUCUGUACUAAGCACUUUUGGGAAAAGGCUAGGACUGUGAAGCUUGGAGGGAGGCUCAGGGAGCAAAUGAAGUGACUUUUUGUUUUUGAAAUUUUUUCUGUGUUCUCGUUUUUUUAGAGGAAGGAAAAAGGGAAACCCUACUUCCCCCUGAAUGUUCUUAAGACUCUGUCAAUCCUCAGGCAGAACUAAGUGGUAGUGUGUCCUUCUUUCCCCCACUCCCAAAAUGGUUCACCCCUGAGGUGAAUGUAUUUACUCAUUCCAGUAGAGGCCGUCAGGUCCUAGCUGAAUCUCUAAAGAUCCAAGUUGCUGCAGCUUGGUGUUCUUACUUUAAACAGAAUCCUCAUAUUAUGCAUUUAAGAAAACUUAUCACAGAGACACUUUUCUCUUAGACCAGCCCUCUUGUGAGGAAACACACAGCAUGAGUCAGAUUGAAAGGAAUUACCUGGGUUGGUCCAUCCAUUGUGGUGAGUAUUUAAUCUCCUCAGGUGCCAGGGGCCAUAGGUGCCCAGCUGAAGGAGUGGCCAUCAUUGAUUUCUCCCUACUGGUUGCAGAUCUCCUGGAAAUGCUGGAAAACUAUCAGCCAGUUAUGAAUUUUAAUGGAGAAGCAGAGGGUGGCUCUAUAAUUUAUGGGACUCCUUUGCUGGCAAAAAACAAAAACAAAAACAAAAACCCUGCAGGAAGUAAUUGCAUUGCCAGGAUGAUUAGUUUAUGGGAAUUUACUAUCUGUUCUGCCCAUUUUGUUAACAUCCAUCCAAA